AUGUUGCAGACUAAAGCUGAGGCCCUGAGAACCUCCUUCCUGGCCUUCCUGCUGAGCCUCUCGGGAUCUGGAGCCAUCAAAGCAGAACACGUAGCAAUGUAUGGCAUAUUUGUACAGACACAACAUCCAUCCGGUGAAUGCAUGUACGCGUUUGAUGGCUAUGAGCAGUUCGACAUGGAUCUUGACAGGGAGGAAACGGUCUGGGACCUGCCGGAGUUCAGCAAGGUUUAUGCAUUUGACGCCCAGGAAGCUCUGCCCUACAUCAUCAGCCUGAAGAACAACCUGAGAGCCUUGAUCCAGAGAUACAACGAUGGGAGGACCCCUGAGCCUCCCAAGGUGACCGUGUUCCCCAAGAACCCGGUAGAGCUGGGCCAGUCCAACGUCCUCAUCUGCCACAUCGAUAGGCUCUUUCCCCCAGUGCUGAAUGUUACAUGGCUACGUAAUCGGCAGCUGGUCACUGAGGGAACUUCUGAGACUGUCUUUCUGCCCAGCACAGAACUCAGAUUUCACAAGUUCCACUACCUUACCAUCAUACCCACGGCGCAGGAUGUGUAUAACUGCAGAGUGGAGCACUGGGGUAAGCAGCACCCCCUUUCCACACACCCUUAAACGCAGAAGCCAGUCCAGGUAUCUGAGACAAUGGAGACUGCGGUCUGUGCCCUGGGCCUGGUGGAGGGCUUGAUGGGCAUGGGCAUCGUGGUUGGCAGUGCGCUCAUCCUAAGGGUUCCACAUGGCAGCCAUAACCCCCGCACCCAGGAACCCCUAUGA
This is a messenger RNA of Mus caroli (Ryukyu mouse), 768 nucleotides long. Its product is annotated as RLA class II histocompatibility antigen, DP alpha-1 chain. Gene Ontology annotation, biological process: antigen processing and presentation; immune response. The record is from RefSeq and is a predicted model, not a curated record. Lineage: Eukaryota; Metazoa; Chordata; Mammalia; Rodentia; Muridae. Gene Ontology annotation, cellular component: MHC class II protein complex; membrane.